Schistocerca cancellata (South American locust) is the source of this 532-nucleotide messenger RNA. RefSeq lists its product as uncharacterized. Lineage: Eukaryota; Metazoa; Arthropoda; Insecta; Orthoptera; Acrididae. The coding region runs from base 42 to 347 and encodes 101 amino acids. The transcript is spliced from 4 exons. The record is from RefSeq and is a predicted model, not a curated record.
CGCCGCCCCGCACUUCACUACUCGCACAGCGACGCCUCGCCAUGGAGCACCGUCACGGUCACCGCCUGGAGCGCCGCCUGCUCUGCCUGCUGGCCUGCUUCUUCUCCAGCCUGCCUGCGGCCGCCGCGCUGGAGUACUGCGGCUCGCUCAACUUCUGCCCCAGCGGGACCUUCUGCUGCUUCGACGACAUGUGCUGCAACACUACCUACGUGACGCUGGGGGCCAUAGCGGCGGCGGUCGUCCUCAUAGCCCUCAUAGCGUGCUGCUGCUGCUGCUGCUGCGGCCGCAGGGUGAGGCGGGGCGAGAUUGUGGUCGUGAACAACAGGCCCCUCCUGACCUCGCCCUGAACGCCGGAGCGGAGAGAAGACGCAACGGCAACGGCGACGACCGCAACGUUCUUACGUGUGUUCUUAUAAGCAACUCUGACUGAUUCUCACUUUGCGAUGUGUCAGUGAAACGAAAGUCUUGUUUCAUACAUAAAAUCUAGAGGUGUAUAUAUUGAAGUAAUUUUAAUAAAGAAAGAAAUACCGUC